Menidia menidia (Atlantic silverside) is the source of this 4734-nucleotide messenger RNA. The record is from the annotation of a GenBank genome assembly. Lineage: Eukaryota; Metazoa; Chordata; Actinopteri; Atheriniformes; Atherinopsidae.
AUGCCUUGCGGUGUCCCACUUCUGUCCGGACGCGAUCUGCAGGGGGGGGGGGGGGGUCCUGUCCAGAGCAGGGGGCUGACGGCCAGAGCUGCAGACGUGCGCGGCCCCUCGGUCGGAUGUCCCGAUGACCGGAUGGAUUCGUUGUUUACAUCCACGCGGGAAGGUGACACGCUGAUGGCUCCCCCUUGUGGUGUGGAGGAAUGAGGGGCUCUGGAUGAAGGCCAUGGAGCUGAAAGUGUGGGUGGACGGAGUUCAGCGCAUCGUAUGCGGAGUCACAGAGUUCACCACAUGCCAGGAAGUGGUCAUAGCUUUGGCACAAGCCAUCGGACGAACUGGCAGAUACACGUUGAUCGAGAAAUGGCGAGAAACGGAGCGCCACCUGGCUCCGCAUGAAAACCCCGUGGUGUCCCUCAACAAGUGGGGUCAGUAUGCCAGCGACGUGCAGCUCAUCCUCCAGCGGACCGGGCCUUCUGUCAGCGACAGGCCCAUGUCCGAGGGGCUGCCUCGCGUCCCGGAGCGCGGGCUCUACCGCCAGAGCCUCCCCCCUCUGGCCAAGCUCCGGUCCGCAGGCACGGACCGCUCCCUCAAGCGAAAGGAGCCCAAACGCAAAUCUCUGACCUUCACAGGGGGGGCCAGGGGUUUGCGGGAAAUAUUUGGGAAAAGCAGAGAAACUGAAGGCAAGCAGACCCAGCAGCGCGGGGUGAGCUUGAACCUGAGCAGGGUCGGAGGCAGCGGAACAGCAUCUGUACCUGGAAGUCCAGCCAGAGAGCUGAGCCGCCUGGUGCAGCUGCAGAGAGACAAGCUCCAGGCUCUGGAGAGCCGGCUGCUGGGCUGCGAGGUGGAGCUGCGAGACUGGGAGGAGGCCGGCGUCGAGUUCAGCGAAAAUGGAAACUUUGAGGACGAGCUGCUGCUUUUGGAGCAGCAGGUGAGGAGGAACGAUGCUGAGAUGGAGGAGGAAGAGUUCUGGCAGAACGAGCUCCAGAUCGAGCAGGAGAGCGAGCGGCAGCUGCGCCGACAACUGGCGGAGCUGCAGGGCCACGUGCGAGACUGCGAAGCCAAGCUCCUGGAGUACUUAGCCCGCAUCCAGAACAUGGAGACGGGCCUGGAACAGGAGCAACUGCAGCAGGAGGCCGAGCUAAACAAAAAGAUCAAGGAGGAGGAGGUGCAGGCCCAGCUGGAGAAAGUGAGGGCAGAGUUGGAAAUGCAAAGCCAACAAACGGCCCGGCUGGAGAGCAGCUGCAGGGCGUUGGAGCGCUCGCUUUGCCAGUCAGGCAAGAGGCUACAGGAGAAGGAGCAGGAGCUGGAGCAGCUGACCAAAGAGCUCCGACAGGUCAACCUGCAGCAGUUCAUUCAGCAGACCGGCACCAAGGUCACCGUGCUGCCCGCCCAGCCCACGGAAGAGAACAGCGAAAUGGAGGGUGGCUCUCUGAAACGACCCGGUUCUUCCAGACUCCUACCCAGUGACCUCCGCGCUCUGCAGAGCUCCGUCUGCUCCAGCCUCAACCCAGAGGGCAUCUACGUUUGACCCCAGACUGUCCAGAGAAACAGCCGGGUUGGUUAUUAGCGGGCAUGGUUCUACACUUGGAGAAGCCCUGGAAAUAACUCCAGAAAGCGCUUGAGAUUGUUUUUUUUACCUCUGCACUGAGUUGGCACUUCUAUUUAAAAAGACAAACAAAAAACAAGGAAAAUCUGACAAGAAGUCUUUUUGCCAUGUUUCCUGCACUGUCCCCAUCCCAUCGGGAAUGAAGUGUAAACUGAUGUCAACAUCUAUUAGGAUACGAGAUAAAAAAGCUCCCUGAACUCUGAGAGAUUGGCAAUUCUUUUUGAAUCCCUGACAAGCAGGAGCUGCUACAUACCUAUAAGCCAGCAGAUCUGUUCUGUAGGCAUAUGGAUGCUGGAGGCGACGGUACCGGGGGGACUCACCAUUAUAAAGCAUAUUUUUGUGCUGUAAACGGUGAAAGUGUUCCAGGAGUUUGGACUUAUGUACUUGUAUACAUACACAAAAAAAAUGAAUGCAUGAGCAUGCACAAACAGACACCACACCUGUGCUAUAACCAUAGCCAUAUCUGAUUGCCUUACUCUGGUGUUUUAAAACCAGAUGUCAAAAAAAUGUAAUGAUGUGAUAGAACUCAAGGUAGCUUCUGAAUACUAUGCGCCAUAUGUAUUUGAUUAAAUGCUUUGCACCAAUUCAGGUGAAACCUAGUAAUGAUAAUUGAUGUCAUAGCUCAACUUUGGGUCAAUUCUUUUUUCUUUUUCUUUUUUUUUCUACAUGAUGAAUGCGAAACAAAUUAACCUCAGUAUGUUGAGUGAACAAUGGACACCUCCUCAUAAACUAAAUAACACAGGGGAGUUUAAAGCAGAUUUGAUGGGCAGUUGGAGAAAUUCUGAAAAGUGAGUGAAUGAAUGAACAAAAACGCUUUUAAGUCUGAACUUUAAAUCAAGCAUAAAAAAAAUGCAGUGUGAACAUUGUGACCACUGGGUGGAGACAAAACAUAUAUUAUCCAGGCAAGUGUGUGAAAGUAACUCUGCAUCUUAGCUGAUGUGACGACUCUGUAUUCAUAUACGUUGGUAGUCAUAUUUGACUGUGUGUAUUGUUUUGUAACAAAGCCUCAGCACUUUAGCUUUCAGUCUAUAAAGGUGCCACUAAUGUUUUUUCAUUUGAUUUUUGAACAUUUUAACAAACUAAAGAUGUCUCAUAUGAACCAAAGCCUGUGUAUGGAAACAAAUACUGUAGUUAGAUGAAUGUACUUAUUUUUUAAUUAUACGUGGGCUCCAGCUUGUUUCAAGUACCAACGGCAUAUUUUGGCUUGUCAUAAAGUAUUGGGUGAGUCAAAAAACAGGCUGUUUGCAAGGAAAAAAAUAUUGACCGACCCUUAGAGAUUACUCACUUUUAUGUUAAUACUAUUGAUACUACACAACACUACCAACAUGUUUUCAAACUGGUACAGAGCUUAGUUUAUUGGAAGCAUUUUCCCCCUAAAUAUAAAAGCCAACACUUCCCGUUUACAACCCAAAGCCUCCAUGAAAUCAUGUUUGUUAUUUAAGUGGUUAAUCUAUCUGCCUGGUAAAAUAUUUAACCACUACGCUGGUCCAAAGCAACCACUUUGUAGGUAUUCUUAAAGGUUUUUCGUGUUUAUAACUUUCCAUCUGCUCUACUCAGGCCCGUUUGAACCAUGCUACCAGGAGGCCAUUCUGCAGUUUCAGCGCUGUUGUAAUCUGUGCAGCUAUAAAUCUUUUCUAUUUGUCCACAAACCUAAAGUUUCCUUGCCGUUUUUUUACCCCCCUGUGUAAUAAACAACCACACUCUUUACAAUUACUUUAUUUGACAAGCUGGAAAUGUUAUUGGGGCCCAUGUGAAGACACCCGUGUUUGUGCUGUGAAUAUAUAAUAACAAAGUGAGCUCCAUCCUCAUCUUGCUUAGUAGUGCAGAAACACACAUUCUCAACACAACUUUUGUGAGACCUUUCUGUAACGGUUCAGUGACAGAGAAUUGCAGUGUUAUCGUUAUGGUAACAAUCUCAGCUGUUCCAGACUUUAACAAAGGAAUCGCAGCCGUAGCUGACAGAGAGUUUUGAAUAAUGGCAUGCCUUACUGUGGAGAAAAAAAAUCUGUCUACAUAUCACAUCAGUCUUUGGACUAUUUUUACUGUAGAUUGAAGUCUGAUAUAUUAUGCAGAGUGCCAGUUGAUAGACAUUUAGUGCAUGCUAAUUUGUGCUUAGUCUAUUUUGACUCCCAAUUAGUAGCUACCACAGAUAUGAUUUUAUCCCUUCUUUGCCUUUGUUGACUUGUAAUGAUGGAUGAGCUUUGCAGAAAAUGGUAAGAACUCAUUAUUUUUAUGCCUUUUUAGUACUUUUCUUUGUGUUUUUUUUUUUACUUUAGCAAAAAAUGAUACUUAUAGAAUGCAAAAGACAUUUGUGCUGUGUUGAAACAUGACAAGUUAACCAUCAGUACUUGUUGUAUCAUUUCCCUCCCGUUUCAAGUGUAAGGACAUUGUCUGUAAUUGGCUUCCGUUGAGCCAUCAAUGGCGCUUUUCAGUGAUCGUGCAUAAACAAAUGAGAUGAUGGAGCCAUCAUGGAAACAGCCAUCCAGAGGUUUUAAAAGCUAUUUGAAAAACGCUGUGGCUCAGGGAUAUUGUGAGGCAUGGAAUUGCCCAGACAGAAAAGACAGAAUGUAAUUAUGGAUAAAUGCUUUUCACAAUGUCUCAAGUUGAAUAAAAUGUUUGCUCUCAGAGAGACUUAAACAGUUUGAUGAGCUGUUGCGUUGGCUCCAGAGCACAAAGCUACAAAAGCAAAAUAUGUGAUUAAUCUAUAGUGAAGAAACAUGUCCUCUUUGUGUCUCAUGUAUUUCGCACAUUAUGAGAGCAAAAUCUAGAAAUUGGUUGAGGUCAUGACUUUGUAGCAUAGUUCUGGUCUUGAAACACCACUCAAAGUGUUUACAUCACUAAUUCACUGUUGUACUCUUGGAUAAACUGUGCUUUUAACCUCAAAAAGUUGCAUAAACUCUUAAGAAAAAUGUGGAAUAUUCAGAAUCUUAUUAUAAUUUUGUAUUGUCUACCUACAAAGUCACCUAAUGUAUUUUUUUAUCUGUCAAAAUGUAUCCAAUUCCUUCUUUUUGAGUUCAGGUACUAUAUGUUUUGGUUAAGAAGCAAAUUCAAGAGUUAUGUAAAACGUGUAAAGAAGUAAUCAAAAGUAUUUAAAACAUACCAGAAAUCAAUAAACUGCUCUGCAAUACUGA